CUGGAAUUUCGCGAAGAGUUCUAGAUGGAAAAGCACAUAUUUUGCUCUUCAGAAAUUAGCUGCGGAUUCGGGCAUCAUUUAAAUCCUCUCAAGUUCUGUCAGGUUGGAUGGGGAGAGUCGCUGCACAGCUAUUUUCCGGUCUCUCCAGAGAUGCUUGAUCGUGUUCAAAGUCCGGGCUUUGGCUGGGCCACUCGAGGACAUUGAGACUUGUCCCGAAGCCACUCCUGCGUUGUCUAUGUUCUUAGGGUCGUUGUCCUGUUGGAAGGUUAACCUUCGCCCCCAGUCUGAGGUCCUGAGCGCUUUGGAUCAGGUUUUGAUCAAGAAGCGCUUUGUACUUUGCUCCGUUCAUCUUUCCCUUGAUCCUGACUACUCUCCCAGUCCCUGCCGCUGAAAAACAUCCCCACAGCGUGAUGCUGCCACCACCAUGCUUCACCGUAGGUAGUGCCGAUCAUAACAACAGUUCCCAAAUGAAAGCUGUCAUGCAGCAUGACGCCCCCAUGCAGAACCAGAACAGGGAUCAGGGGGUUAAACGCAACCCAAACGGAGAGGUCCCUGUUGGAAACCUGGUCGACAUUGACAAAACUUCGGUCACCAAAUCACUGCACAGAGACAGUGAGAGAGAAAGGGAUGGAGAAAGGGAGAAAGAGGGGGAUGGAAAGGCGGAUGGAGGACGGGACGCAAAUAGCGGGAAGGAUAGAGGAAGGAAAAGAGACACGGAGGGAGCGAGGGGUGAGGAGGAGAAGAGGUCGUGCUGCUCUCAGAAGCUGAAGAAAGUCCCUCAGUGUCACGUGGAGCUGGAGCAGCUGUCCUUCAGCAGAACUCACAACGUCCUCAUAGAUGUGAAUGAGUUCCACCAUAAAAGGACAUUAAAACCUCAUUCUGGACGUCAUGUGUGGCACAGUGACUUUGUUAAGAUGCCCUGCUCACCAGAAAGCAUCAUCAAGACUGGAUGGGUAACCAGCUCUGAGGGAAGUCGGUGGAAGGUGGUCUCUAAACAGCUGGAGAGUCUGGCCAAUAAGACCACUGCAUCAGUGGGUGACGUAGAGAAAGCCAUAAAGAAAUACAACCCAAAGUAUGAAGAGCAAUGGUCCUUUGAUGCCCUGCAUACCUUUGUUCAGAAAUCACCCAAAGAAGAGAAAUACUACACGUCUGUUUUUCCUAAGAUAGCAGAGCUGGCCUCCUGCCUGCCUCACUAUAUCAAGAAGGCUAUCCCUCUACUCCAGAAGGGCCAGACUCAGUCCAUCACAUUGUCCCAGAGACAGAUAGCUUGUCUGCUGGCCAACGCCUUCUACUGCACCUUCCCCCACCGCAACUCUCCCAACCCCAGAGCAGAGUACCAUAACUACCCCACCAUCAACUUUAACAGUCUGUUUGAAAAGUGGUCUGAGAGGAAGAGAGAGAAGCUGAGAGCCCUCCUUCAUUACUUCCACACUGUCACAGACCCAGCGACCAGGCUCAAUGGACUGGUGACCUUUGAGAGGCGCUACAUCAGAGACAAAGACAUGCCCUACUGGGGGAGUUGUAAGGAGACUGUUCCUAAACUCCACGUCACCUCAGCAGGCUGCAUAGAGGAACAGGGAGCAGGGAUGUUACAGGUGGACUUUGCCUGUAACAUGAUAGGAGGUGGAGUGUUGGGCUCAGGUCUGGUUCAAGAGGAGAUUCUGUUCCUGAUGAACCCUGAACUCAUCGUAUCUCGACUCUUCACUGAGAAACUAGGAGACAAUGAGUGUCUCUUCAUCACAGGUUCUCAACAGUUCAGUCAGUACAGUGGCUACAGUGACACUUUUAAGUGGGAAGGGCCUCACAGAGACGACAUUGAGAGGGAUGAGUGGCAGAGGCUACACAGACAGAUUGUGGCCAUGGAUGCUCUUCACUUCAGACACCAGAGAGAACAGUACAACAUGAAACAGGUCACCAGGGAACUCAACAAGGCGUACUGUGGCUUUAAGGCAGAUGGCAACACUUACCCAGACUUCCUUCCUGACAUCGCCACGGGAAACUGGGGCUGCGGAGCCUUCAAUGGAGACCCCAAACUUAAAGCUCUGGUACAGCUGAUGGCUGCAGCCAGGGCCAAGAGGGACGUGUCCUUCUUCACAUUCAAUAACUUCAUCUUGGAGAGAGAGCUGCAGGACAUGCACCACCUACUGGUCACACACAGAACUACAGUGGGUGAGCUGUAUGAGUUGCUGGUUGACUACUGUGCUGUGAUACAGUUGGCUCACACACAUGCGGACCUGUUUGACUGGAUCAGGAAUAACCUGAAACACAGGAGUCAGCUGUGAGGACACAUCUACAUACUCUAAAGGAGCUUCCUUUCCUUGUCUCCUUUCCUUUUUUUCACAUUAUUGAGAUGCACCCCAGAGAGAGUGGCUCUAUGAAUGAUCUGUGGAUAGAAACAUGGUACAAAUCCAAGUAAUGGUUGAUUAUGAAUGUGUUUGUCUUUUCAAUAGUUACACUGUUCCUAAAUCAAACUGAUACAUUUGUAACUACUGCAUACUGAACUAUUUAGAAAACGACUAAAUGUGAUGAUAAAACGAAGCUAAUGAAAUGAUGUCAACAAAAUCAGGGGUCCUGCUUUUUGAUUUGUCCCUUGAUGAUAGCCAACAACUUAACCAUCACCAGACAUAUAUAUAUAUAUAUAUAUAUACAUGCAGUGUACUGUAAAAUACUCUAAAAUUAUAAUUUUUUUCUUUAAACAUUUUGAAUAAAUUCCUCUUUAUAAUCUAGUGA
Messenger RNA from Oncorhynchus keta (chum salmon), 2730 nucleotides. It is a transcript of the gene pargl, whose product is annotated as poly (ADP-ribose) glycohydrolase, like. NCBI's taxonomy places the organism in Eukaryota, Metazoa, Chordata, Actinopteri, Salmoniformes, Salmonidae. The transcript has 17 exons. Gene Ontology annotation, biological process: nucleotide-sugar metabolic process; carbohydrate metabolic process; regulation of DNA repair. Gene Ontology annotation, cellular component: cytoplasm; nucleus. The record is from RefSeq and is a predicted model, not a curated record. The coding region runs from base 411 to 2282 and encodes 623 amino acids. Gene Ontology annotation, molecular function: poly(ADP-ribose) glycohydrolase activity.